Paralichthys olivaceus (Japanese flounder) is the source of this 4615-nucleotide messenger RNA. Its product is annotated as kelch-like protein 29. The record is from RefSeq and is a predicted model, not a curated record. Lineage: Eukaryota; Metazoa; Chordata; Actinopteri; Pleuronectiformes; Paralichthyidae. Gene Ontology annotation, molecular function: protein binding.
UAAAAACAGGGUCUAAAGGCAGAGAGAGAAACCUAGUUAGGAUUUUCAUGUUUUUCAGCCUGAAUUUAAAGUCAAGAAAUUGUAUUUACUGUAAAGACACGGCACACUCAUUAGAACCGUUGAUUCCCCAUAAAGACUUGAAUAAAAACGACUCAACUGCAUGAAUAUCGGUCCCUCUGCGGCCCCCGGUGACCCCGGGGCCCUCCCCCGGGGACAGCUGGGUUGCCCGGGCAGGAGUAACUUUGCAGGUGCAUGCACUUGCGCGCAGUGGCGGGUGGGCGGCGCUGCAGGGCCGGCGUGUUAGCGAGUGAAAGGGGAGGAGCAGCACCGGGAGUAAAGUGGCCACACGGUGUGUCAGUCCGUCCAAGCAAUCGCUCCCAUCUCCGAUCCGCCGCCGCGCAGCGAGCACAGAAAGACGCGUUUUGCCAAGUCCUCGGCACCGCUCCACUUGGUGACGUGCGCCGCGGAGCGCAGAGAGGCUACCGACCGACCAGCACGCAGCCGCUGCCCGCUCCUCAGUGUCGCUCCUCCCGCUGUAAGAUGCAACAACAGUCCGUGCGGGAUAGAGACUGUGUCCACGCUUAAGAAGCAGCGUCGCAGCGAAACAAGGACAGACGCCGGGGGACCGGAGCAGCGAGUGGCCGGUUUAGACGGCAAUACUCAAAAGAUCUAAUUUGUCUGUGAUGAGCAUCCACAUCCACCGGAGACCAAAGGUACGGCCUGCCCCUGUUGUUCCCUCUGAGAGGAAGAGGAAGUGAUGUCACGCCACCACCACCGCUUUGAGCGGGACUACCGGGGACCCUGGGAGCGGAGAGACAUCCGUCCCACUGGCCUCCACAAUGGAGGAGCCAAUCAUAGCUGUGCCUCCGCCGUCGUCAAUGGCAACAACCGUCCGGGACUCCUUCCCCUCCCAGUGAUUCCCUCCCUCCUCCCCAUCCCAGCUACAGUUGCCGUGACAACAUCCAGCAGCGACAUCGCGGUCAAACGUGGCAUCACGGCAGCAGGAUCGGUGGCUCCAGCGUCGGCCAAGGUCUCCGGUCUGUCACCUGGAGACAACCAGACCCCAGGACUGCUGCUGGCUCCAGGGGUGAGGUGGGGACAGACGCCCAUAAACCAGCUCACACCGUGGGACACCGACGAGCCCCCUGCCAAGCAACAUCGAGACAGCGAGCCCACCGGUCCCGGGUCCUGGGCUGCACCAGUAGCAGCGGUGAGCCAGCCCAGCCUCCUGCCCCACACCUACGCCCUCCCUCAGCCGCCGUCCUUCAACCACAGUGUGACCGCGCAGUCGCCGAUCAUAGGAGUAACCGCAUCCAUCCAGACACCAGUGCCCCCGCAACACCCGCUCAUGACCGCCCACUUUCAGCUGACGCCGCAGUCGACACAGCAACCGCCCUCGAUGGUCCUGAGCAUGCCCAGCCAGCCUCUGUACCCCUCGGCUCUGCCCACCAUUGCAGCAUCCGCCCUCGCUGCCCAGGCCAACCACGUGGUUCACCGGAGCCCUCACAGCGUAAUGGGCAACGGCCACCUAACCUCUCACCUCAUCCAGCCCCCCGCCCUGCCUCUGACCAAUGGACAGGCAGCAGCAGCGCAGGUCCAAAACACAGCUGCAGACAAUCAGGACGGUCCUAAUGGGCUGCAAAUGCUGCGGACAGUCGGGAUGGGGAAGUACGAGUUCAGUGACCCGGGACAUCCGAAAGAGAUGUUGAAGGAGCUGAACCAACAGCGCAGAGCGAAAGAGUUUACAGACCUGAAAAUAAUUGUUGAAGGCAAAGAGUUUGAAGUCCACCAAAAUGUUCUAGCUUCCUGCAGCUUGUAUUUCAAGGACCUGGUGAAAAGGUCAUCGGGGGAGACGAGGAGCAGGGAGACGCUGGAGCUGAACAUGAGCAACAUCAGCGCCGACGUGCUGGAGCUGCUGCUCGAGUUCGUCUACACGGGAUCCCUGGUCAUCGACUCGGCCAACGCCAAGACGCUGCUGGAGGCUGCCAACAAGUUCCAGUUCAACACCUUCUGCAAAGUCUGUGUGUCCUUCCUAGAGAAACAGCUGACUGCAGCUAACUGUCUCGGAGUGCUGGCCAUGGCCGAAGCCAUGAGUUGCACGGAGCUCCACAACAUGGCCAAAGCUUUUGCACUGCAGAACUUCCCUGAGGUUGCAGGACAGGAGGAGAUUCUUAGUGUUUCCGAGGAGGACCUGGUGGCCUAUCUGUCCAACGACAGUCUAAACACAAAGGCGGAGGAGCUGGUGUAUGAGACGAUCAUCAGAUGGAUCAAACAAGACCCCAACUCCAGAGCACAGCAUUUAUCAGAGCUGUUGGCGGUGGUGCGUCUUCCUUUCAUCCACCCGUCCUACCUGCUGAACGUGGUGGACAAUGAGGAGCUGAUCAAGUCGUCGGAGGCGUGUCGCGAUCUGGUCAACGAAGCCAAGCGUUACCACAUGCUGCCCCACGCGCGGCAGGAGAUGCAGACGCCCAGGACUCGGCCAAGACUUUCUGCUGGUGUAGCAGAGGUGAUUGUUUUGGUGGGAGGGCGUCAGGCUAUCGGGAUGAGCCAGCGCUCGUUGACAGCAGUUACCUGUUUUAACCCGCAGAACAGUAAGUGGUACCCGCUGGCCAGCCUGCCUUUCUACGACCGUGAGUUCUUCAGCGUCAUCUCAGCGGGGGACAACAUCUACCUGUCAGGUGGUACGGAGUCGGGUGUGAUGGUGGCUGACGUAUGGUGCUACAUGUCCCUGUUGGACAACUGGAACCUGGUGUCCCGCAUGACUGUGGCUCGCUGUAAACACAACAGCCUGGUGUACGACGGCAAGCUCUACACCAUAGGAGGACUGGGCGUAUCAGGGAACCUGGACCACGUGGAAAGAUACGACACCAUCACCAACCAAUGGGAAACAGUGUCUCCCCUGCCAAAGCCGGUCCAUUCUGCAGCGGCCACCGUGUGCGGAGGGAAGGUGUACGUGUUCGGCGGCGUGAACGAGGCGGGGCGCUCGGCCGGUGUCCUCCAGUCCUUCGUGCCGCAGAGCAACACCUGGAGUUUCAUCGAAUCUCCCAUGAUAGAUAACAAAUACGCCCCUGCAGUGAGUCUAAAUGGCUUUAUAUUCAUCCUGGGAGGAGCCUAUGCUCGAGCUACCACUAUCUAUGACCCAGACAAAGGCAACAUCAAGGCUGGUCCCAACAUGAAUCACUCUCGGCAGUUCUGCAGUGCUGUGAUCCUGGAUGGGAAGAUCUACGCCACAGGAGGCAUCGUGAGCAGCGAGGGUCCGGCCCUCGGAAACAUGGAAACCUUCGACCCAUGCACCAACACCUGGUCGCUGCUGCAGUCGCUGCCCUGCCCGCUCUUCAGACACGGCUGCGUUGUCAUCAAAAAGUACAUCCAGAGCGGCUGAGGGCAGCUCGCACCCGAUCACACUGGGUCGACGCCAAACACCAGCUGAGCUCCGGUUGAGGGACGAUGCACGACGGCAGCUUAGGGCCGGUCGGUCUGCGACCUCCGGACUUGACGCCAGCAUCCAUCCACCCCGUUACCCGUCCCACCCACUCCCCCAAAACGCCCUGUGCAGAAUGUACUCAUGUUCAACUACUCGGCCAUGUCAGGUGGUGAUGCCUAACUUCCAGUACUGUAUGUGUCAUGGUAGUAGUUCAUCCUCUCAUCCAACAGGCACAGGGACCCUCUUAGAAAGCUUUGUUUUGAAUUAUUUUGAGUUCAGUCUUUUCCAGAUCUCUGUGAACUCACCAACUCCCUGUUUCUUUAACAAACGCAGUCAGCGCAGUGGAAGCCAUCGCAGAUCCACAUUCUUGUCCGUUUGAGUAGAUUUUGUUCUGGCUUUUUAGUCAUUCAUUAGCGCUGAGUUUCUUUGUGGCGUGUGAACAUUUUUUUCAGAAGUGACAUCUACAGGACAGGAAAGGACUCUUUUUCUCUUACUCAGUGGUUUUGACAAGUUUCUUCUCUCUCUACUGCGUCAGGAAGUAAAAUGUCUGCAGCCAGCGUGAGUUUAAGGUCAUUUGAAAAACAGAUAUGAACUUCACGUAACCUGGAUCUUUUAAUGACUUGCUAAACAUAGGAAAGAAAUCCAUAAAAUCUGGGUCAGGUAGAGUUAAAAAGAGAAAACCUUUAUUUUUCAUUAGUAGUUGCAGCCUGAUUGAGAAAUCAUCUGAGUGGCCUGUUUUUCCACUUGAUUUUCACUCAUGCUAUCUGGGAAAAAACUGAUCAAAGAGAGGGGGGGUGAUUUCUCCCUUCCACUGACGUCUGACGAGAUGUUAAAAUUGGGGCUGUUCCUCAGUUAAAAGCACAAUAAUCACCUGUGACUGUUCUCAUUCAACUUAUCCGUUAGUCCAUGUUAAUUUCUUUCUCUCUCUCGCUUUCACCAGUAGCUCCUCCCACCUUCUUUUUGUUUUGUACAAUGUGUUUCAUUGCAACCCACAAAAGAUGUUGGGUUGGUAUUCUGUAAAUACAAGAAGGAAAUAUGUAUAUUUUAAAACCUGAAGGCAAUUCUGUAUAAAUGUUUUUAGAAAAAAAAAAAGGAUAGGUUGGAAUCAAACGGUAUGUCUGUAAAUCUGUACCCAAAAAGAGGAAAUUAACAAUUGUUAUUGAAACCUAAUACAUAUACCAGAACAAGAAA